UCGGUUCAUCGUUUUGUCCCUCUCUUGUUUCUUUCACUUGCCAUCCCCCUCCAAAGGACUACUCUUUCUCCUUGUGAUACCCCUCCCUCAAAAGGAACAAGUCGUUUGAAAUUUCCAUUAAAACCAUAUACCCUGCAAUCAUGUCUCUGUUUACCAAGGUCGAAACCCCCAGCAUCACCUACGACCAGCCCAUCGGUCUGUACAUCGAUGGCAAGUGGGUGAAGGGCACCGAGGGCAAGACCUUUGAGACCAUCAACCCCACCAACGAGAAGCCCAUCAUCGCAGUCCACGAAGCUGGCCCAGAAGAUGUUGACAUUGCCGUCAAGGCUGCCCGAAAAGCCCUCAAUGGCGUCUGGGCCCAGACCCUCCCCUCUGUCCGAGGUGCGAUGCUGACCAAGCUCGCUGACCUCUUCGACGAAUACUCCGACACCCUUGCCGCCAUCGAAUCCCUCGACAACGGCAAGGCUCUUUCCAUGGCAAAAGUUGAUGUCCAGCUCUCCUCGGGCUGCCUCAGAUACUACGGUGGAUGGGCAGAUAAGAUUCACGGAAAGACCAUUGAUACCGACCCAGAGACCUUCAACUACACCAGACACGAGCCCGUCGGUGUUUGCGGUCAAAUCAUCCCAUGGAACUUCCCACUGCUCAUGUGGGCGUGGAAGAUUGGUCCCGCCGUUGCCACCGGUAACACCGUCAUCAUCAAGACCGCCGAGCAGACUCCUCUGUCUGGUCUGUUCGCCGCCACCCUCGUCGAGAAGGCUGGAAUCCCCGGCGGUGUCGUCAACGUCAUCUCCGGUUUCGGUAAGACCGCCGGCGCAGCCAUCGCCUCUCACAUGGACAUUGACAAGGUCGCCUUCACUGGAUCGACCGUUGUCGGCCGAACCAUCCUCCAAGCUGCUGCCAAGUCCAACUUGAAGAAGGUCACCCUCGAGCUCGGUGGCAAGUCUCCCAACAUUGUCUUCAACGACGCCAACAUUGACGACGCCAUCUCGUGGGUCAACUUCGGUAUCUUCUUCAACCACGGCCAGUGCUGCUGCGCCGGUUCCCGUAUCUACGUCCAGUCCGGCAUCUACGACAAGUUCGUCGAGGCCUUCAAGCAGAGGACCGCCAAGAACGUCGUCGGCGACCCCUUCAAGCAGGACACCUUCCAGGGCCCCCAGGUCAGCAAGCUCCAGUUCGACCGCAUCAUGAGCUACAUCCAGUCCGGCAAGGAGGCCGGUGCCACGGUCGAGACCGGCGGCGAGCGCCACGGCGACGAGGGUUACUUCAUCAAGCCCACCAUCUUCUCCGGCGUCAGCCCGGACAUGAAGAUCAUGCAGGAGGAGAUCUUCGGCCCCGUGUGCACCAUCAGCAAGUUCGAGACCGAGGAGGAGGUCGUCAAGGCCGGAAACGAGACCACCUACGGUCUCGCCGCCGCCGUCCACACCACCAACCUCAAUACCGCCCUCCGCGUUGCCAACUCGCUCAAGGCCGGUACCGUCUGGGUCAACAACUACAACAUGCUCAGCUACCAGGUGCCGUUCGGUGGCUUCAAGGAGUCUGGUAUUGGCCGUGAACUCGGCAAGUACGCCCUCUCCAACUACACCCAGGUCAAGUCCGUCCGUGUCCGACUUGGUGGUGCUCUCUUUGGUUAAGUUUGUCGUCGAUGAGAAAAAUAAAAACCAAAGGAGAGGAGAAUUUCUUCAGAAUGAAAAUGACAAAAAGACAACAAAUGAAACCAAAAAAAGAAAACUGGAACACAUUGGAAACAUUUUGGACACACAACAACCAAAGAAAGCAAAAUGCGGCAGGAUAUUGGCCAGAUGACAGUAGUGUGGACAUGAGACGAGAUGAAAUGAACAUGUUUUGGCCCACCUAUCCAAUUUACAUAACAUGCAUUUGUAUAGGGCGUGCUGAAGGGUUUGAGCGAGCAGGCUUUUGCAGUCCAAAGAAGCGGUAGCUUCGUAUGUACAGAUUAACGAGAUAUGAAAAAAGAUAAAAAAAAAACCAAAACAUUC
This is a messenger RNA of Exophiala oligosperma, 1994 nucleotides long. RefSeq names its product aldehyde dehydrogenase. The record is from RefSeq and is a predicted model, not a curated record. The coding region runs from base 141 to 1631 and encodes 496 amino acids. Lineage: Eukaryota; Fungi; Ascomycota; Eurotiomycetes; Chaetothyriales; Herpotrichiellaceae. The transcript is spliced from 2 exons. Gene Ontology annotation, molecular function: aldehyde dehydrogenase (NAD+) activity.